Messenger RNA from Drosophila persimilis, 1995 nucleotides. RefSeq lists its product as uncharacterized. The record is from RefSeq and is a predicted model, not a curated record. The coding region runs from base 37 to 1980 and encodes 647 amino acids. The transcript is spliced from 8 exons. NCBI's taxonomy places the organism in Eukaryota, Metazoa, Arthropoda, Insecta, Diptera, Drosophilidae. Gene Ontology annotation, biological process: proteolysis. Gene Ontology annotation, molecular function: serine-type endopeptidase activity.
GCCAGAGCGUUGCGAAUACAACACGAGACGAGAGGAAUGCUAACUGCGUUUACAAUAAAGAUUUACCAGUUGGGAGCUGCCUUGCUGGUGCUGGCAGUAGACUGGAUUGCAGCCCAGGAUCAGGAUUUAGUUAGAUCAUGCGCUGCCUACAAGAAGAGCGUGUUCGAGGAGACCUCGGAAUUCAGUCUGCUCUAUCCGAACGCCCCGAUCAUCUACAAAACCAGAGACACAUGCACCAGCUACACGCCCCUGAUUAUCGGUGGAGGACCAGCCGUCCCGAAGGAGUUUCCUCAUGCCGCCCGCCUCGGAAAUCGCAAUGAGGAUAACGAAAUAAAUUGGUUCUGUGGCGGCACCUUGAUCAGCAAUCAACACGUCCUCACGGCUGCCCACUGCCUCUUCACCGAGAAUGGAGCUGUGAAUGUGGUUCGGCUGGGAGAACUGGAGUUCGACAACGACAAGGACGAUGCCGAUCCGGAGGACUUUGGCGUUACCAAUGCCACGGUGCAUCCCGGCUACGCUCAUCCAAUCAUUUACAAUGAUAUUGCCUUGCUGCGACUGAGCCGGCCCGUCACUUUAAACGAGUAUAAGCAUCCGGCGUGCCUACCCUUCCACGAUGGCGCUAGCGACCAGACAUUCAUUGCCAUCGGCUGGGGACAGGUGAAGGUUGUCAGCGAAAGUUCCAAGAAGCUCAGGAAGGUUCGCCUCAAUAACUACGGCACCCGAUGCAGCACCACGUCCGAGCCGAACGACGAGCUGCCCAACGGGUACAACGGCACCACUCAAAUAUGCAUCGGAUCUAAGGACCACAAGGAUACAUGCAAUGGCGACUCUGGUGGCCCGGUGCUGACAUAUCACAAGGACUUUCCAUGCAUGUACCAUGUUAUGGGCAUCACCUCCACUGGCAAUUUCUGCGACACUCCGGACUUUCCAGGCCUCUACACACGCGUACACCAGUACUUGGACUGGAUUAAAGCGGAGAUGGGCAAGACGUCAAUAAUAGCCGAUUUGAAACCCGUUCUAAGCGCGAACAUGAUUCUCUUUCUGGUGUCGCUGCUGCUUUACCUACUGCCAUGCGGUUUUGGCCAACAUCAACAUUCGGAUAUAAUAAGUGAGGCCUCUUGCAUGAGUAUUAAAAAGACCGUGUUCGAGACAACGAUAGAUUAUAGUUUUCUGUUUCCCGGAGCACCUAUUCAGCAUCGGACUGUGGACAAUUGCCGCAGCUAUACGCCGUUGAUUGUGGGCGGGCAUCCCGCCAAUCCCAAGGAGUUUCCACAUAUGGCACGGCUCGGACGUCGCCAAGAGCUCGGCAGGAGGACUGAUUGGUUCUGCGGCGGCACACUGAUAACUGAACGCUUCGUUCUAACCGCUGCACACUGCCUAGAAUCAGAACAGGGCGAGGUAAAUGUGGUUCGUCUGGGCGAGCUGGACUUUGACACUUUUGAGGAUGAUGCUGCUCCAAGGGACUACAAUGUGGCUACCUACAUAAUUCAUCCGAGCUAUGCGGAUCCACAGCUCUACCAUGACAUCGGACUGGUCAAGCUGGCAGAGGAUGUCAUAUUCGAUCUCUACAAGCAUCCUGCCUGCCUGCCGUUCGUCGAUGAGCGCUAUUUCAGUUCCUUCAUAGCCGUGGGCUGGGGCAGUACUGCCUUUGCCGUCAAACCAUCCACGAAGCUCCUCAAGGUGAAACUGGAUCGCUACGAGGAUUGGGUUUGCAAGAAAGUUCUCUCACGAAAACUUGAGGAGUAUCCCCACGGAUUCGAUGCCACCACUCAAGUGUGCGUGGGCUCCGAUAGGGCUCAGGACACCUGCAACGGAGACUCCGGUGGUCCUAUUCUAAUGUACCAUCAGAACUAUCCAUGCCUGUAUCAUGUGAUGGGCAUCACUUCGGCGGGUCUGUCCUGUGGGACCCCAGGAGUUCCCGGCAUCUACACGCGCGUCUAUCGCUAUCUGGAUUGGAUCACACAAACGAUUGCCAAGUAGAAAUCUACCUCUGAU